CCGGAGGAGGCGGAGGCAGAGGAGGAGGAAGCCGGAAGUGCAUCGAACCCGGGUCUGUCCGGGCGUUGCGGGAUUGGGGCCUGGGAACGCUCGGCCCCCGGCCGCCGAGAAGCCUGUGACUGGGCUGAGCGGCGCCAUCCCAGCCCUGUGGCCUGCUGACUGCCCAGUGCCGGCCUCACCUGCAGCGAGCCCGGAGCGUUGCUCUCCUCCACCGGACUGUCAGGCUCUGCGCGCCCCGCGGAGGUCGGUGGCGACCAGCAGCGACUGCGGAGCGACGGCGGGCGGCCCCGGGCAUGUACGCCCCCGGAGGCACAGGGCUGCCCGGCGGGCGCCGGCGGAGGAGUCCGGGAGGCAGCGCUUUGCCCAAGCAGCCGGAGCGUAGCCUGGCCUCGGCCCUGCCUGGCGCCCUGUCCAUCACGGCGCUGUGCACUGCCCUCGCCGAGCCUGCCUGGUUGCACAUCCACGGAGGCACCUGUUCGCGCCAGGAGCUGGGGGUCUCCGACGUGUUGGGCUAUGUGCACCCGGAUCUGCUGAAAGAUUUCUGCAUGAAUCCCCAGACAGUGCUGCUCCUGCGGGUCAUCGCCGCCUUCUGUUUUCUGGGCAUCCUGUGUAGUCUCUCCGCCUUCCUUCUGGAUGUCUUUGGACCCAAGCAUCCCGCCCUGAAGAUCACCCGUCGCUAUGCCUUCGCCCAUAUCCUCACGGUCCUGCAGUGUGCCACCGUCAUUGGCUUUUCUUACUGGGCUUCUGAACUCAUCCUGGCCCAGCAGCAGCAGCAUAAGAAGUACCAUGGAUCCCAGGUCUAUGUCACCUUCGCCGUUAGCUUCUACCUGGUGGCAGGAGCUGGUGGAGCCUCAAUCCUGGCCACGGCAGCCAACCUCCUGCGCCACUACCCCACAGAGGAAGAGGAGCAGGCUCUGGAGCUGCUCUCCGAGAUGGAGGAGAACGAGCCCUACCCGGCGGAAUAUGAGGUCAUCAACCAGUUCCAGCCACCCCCUGCCUACACACCCUAAUGCCAGCCUUGGGCUCUCUUCCUCGGCAGGCCCUCCCCCAACUCUGCAGCUCCUCUCGCACCCAGAGGAGCUCCUUUCCCCAGCAGGCCUCACUGGUAGGAUCCUGACCAUCUUCUCCAAACCUUCCCCAGGAGAGACUCUGCCUUUAGGGUCAUCCAAGUAUCCCUGCUCUUAGAA
This is a messenger RNA of Piliocolobus tephrosceles (Ugandan red Colobus), 1187 nucleotides long. It is a transcript of the gene TMEM127, whose product is annotated as transmembrane protein 127. The record is from RefSeq and is a predicted model, not a curated record. Bases 294 to 1010 code for a protein of 238 amino acids. Lineage: Eukaryota; Metazoa; Chordata; Mammalia; Primates; Cercopithecidae. The transcript is spliced from 4 exons. Gene Ontology annotation, cellular component: membrane. Gene Ontology annotation, biological process: negative regulation of cell population proliferation; negative regulation of TOR signaling.